Olea europaea var. sylvestris is the source of this 1204-nucleotide messenger RNA. Its product is annotated as probable xyloglucan endotransglucosylase/hydrolase protein 7. The transcript has 4 exons. The record is from RefSeq and is a predicted model, not a curated record. NCBI's taxonomy places the organism in Eukaryota, Viridiplantae, Streptophyta, Magnoliopsida, Lamiales, Oleaceae. Bases 50 to 931 code for a protein of 293 amino acids. Gene Ontology annotation, cellular component: cell wall; apoplast. Gene Ontology annotation, biological process: xyloglucan metabolic process; cell wall biogenesis. Gene Ontology annotation, molecular function: hydrolase activity, hydrolyzing O-glycosyl compounds; xyloglucan:xyloglucosyl transferase activity.
GGCAUAAACACAAAAACGGAUAAAUUAAAAUAAUUUAUAACACGAACAAAUGGCCAAAUUGGCAUUCUCGGGUUUGAAAGAUUUUCUUCUGUUUGCUAUCGUAUGUGUUCUGGCAUUGUCGUCUUCUGUCAGUGCACGACCGGCCACGUUUUUACAGGAUUUUCAAGUUACCUGGUCGGACUCUCAUAUCAGACAACUUGAUGGAGGAAGAGCCAUUCAACUUGUUCUAGAUCAAACUUCAGGAUGCGGAUUUGCUUCCAAGUACAAGUAUUUGUUCGGACGUGUUAGCAUUAAAAUCAAGCUCGUUCCUGGUGAUUCUGCAGGAACAGUCACGGCCUUUUACAUGAACUCAGACACAGAAUCGAUACGAGAUGAGCUAGAUUUCGAAUUCUUGGGUAACCGGACUGGACAGCCCUACACAGUACAAACUAAUGUCUAUGCUCAUGGGAAAGGAGACAGGGAACAAAGGAUCAACCUUUGGUUUGAUCCUUCUGCAGAAUUCCAUACUUACACAAUAAUGUGGAAUCAUCGUCAUGUUGUCUUCUCUGUCGAUGAAGUACCGAUUAGGGUUUACAAGAACAACGAAGCUAAAGGCAUUCCAUACCCAAAGUUCCAGCCCAUGGGAGUGUUUUCCACCUUAUGGGAAGCUGAUGAUUGGGCAACAAGGGGUGGCCUUGAGAAAAUAGAUUGGAGCAAGGCACCUUUCUAUGCAUACUACAAGGAUUUUGACAUCGAAGGUUGCCCUGUGCCAGGCCCACAAAAUUGUGCCUCAAAUGUUAAUAAUUGGUGGGAAAGAGCUGCAUAUCAAGUACUUAGUCCAGUCGAGGCAAGGAGAUACCGUUGGGUUCGUAUGAACCACAUGAUCUACGAUUACUGCACCGACAAGUCUCGGUACCCCGUUACCCCGCCUGAGUGUGUUGCAGGAAUCUAAAAACUUCGUUCUUAUUUAAUCCCAUAUAUACAACCUUUAUUUAUAUACACACAGGUGUGGUGUAAAAGAAAAUGAGCCAUGCCAAUUGCCGUGCAUAUAAAGGGACAUGAAAGGAAUUGUUUAAAUGUAGUUUGGUUCAUAUCCACAUCCUAUAUUGAAUUUGUGAGUCUAAAGGAGUGUCAAAAGUCAAUGUCAUUUUCUUGCUUUGUUGUUCUGUCUGUAUUUGUUUAAUCCAAUAAUGUUAUAUAUGGCAUGAUUGUGAAAAGGAUCUAA